Messenger RNA from Clonostachys byssicola, 2286 nucleotides. The record is from the annotation of a GenBank genome assembly. Lineage: Eukaryota; Fungi; Ascomycota; Sordariomycetes; Hypocreales; Bionectriaceae.
AUGUCGGCUCCAACUCUGGGCCCUCACCAAGACGGUGAUGUUGGCAUCCCGGAUGACGAGAUGGCACUUCCUGUUGGCUUGAACCAACUCGUCGAUCUUGUAGAGAACCGCGAGGGCCUAGACCAGGACGAGUCGCAGCUUCUAUCCCACGUAGCACUACAGCAGCUUCGCAACCAACACCGGCAACAAGAAGGUCCAGUCACCGCAAAUGAGGUGAUCGAGGCCAUCAAGGUGUUCGCCAUCCGCGAGCUUAUGGAAGACCAUCGGAAGAAUCUCAGGAGACAAGGUCGGGAGGAGGUUUAUCAGUGGGGUCAGCAAUUUCUCAUGGCGCAGAAUGGGCAAGAUGCGCCUCCAGAACAGGGGAGUGGGCAAGGGCCAGAUUCAGAUGAGGAUAGUGAUCAAAGUACAAUCUCAGAUGAGGAUAGUGAGCAAGCUUUACCAGAGGAUGAUACAGCUCCAGAUGAGGAGAUCGAGCAAGAAACGGCUUCAGAAGAGGAGGCGGACGAUGCCAGUUCGUCAUCUGGGUCUGUGGGAGCCACGGACGACGGCGAUUCGAGUGAGUGGGGGGAAGGAGAAUUACAUGUUUCAACUGAAACGGAAAUCGUCGACGGUCUUGCACGCUUGAAGUUCACUUUCACGGACGAAGCUUUGCAAAGAUUCUUUGGAGGGAGAGAUCCGUAUUUGAAACCUGAAGACGAACGCGUUGUCAAAACACCUGACCCCGAACAACGAGAUAUCCUUACUGCGCUCUGCAGCCAUCCAGUCCUUGCUGUUGAGCUUGGAAAGCAUCUUGCCCCUCAAGAUAUGAUAAGCCUAUUCCUUUCUUGUCGAACAUUUCAUACCUUCAUACAUAACUACAUGCUGUCAAGCAUCCGCACAUGGACUGCCUACCGCUUCCCGAAAGCUGGCGCGACGUUUCCGUACAGGCUGUACAAACCUCUCCUGAUGUCAGAUCCUCGGGGCCGCGCGUGGGAUGGCGAGGAGCAGGAGGUCCCAGAGCCAAAGAAAAUCCGCGUCAUUCCCGGUCUGAAGUACUAUCACCUUCUGUGGACUCGGGAUCGUUGCUCCAGGGACAUUGUUGCCAUCAUGGCCCGCAACGGGCAUCGUUUACCCAAGACGAUGUAUGCGACUCUUCUCAAGAUGUGGCUGCUCAUGGACCUGUCUACCAGCAAUCAGAGACAAGGCUUGAUGCACAAUAAGGAGAUCUGGACAGACGUUGACCUCUACAAUGCGCAACUCUUCUUCGUCAAGCUGGGGAUGCACUUCAACGACCCCGUCUACGGCCCCAACUCUCUAGAGCUACUCCACCUGAUGAUGGGCCAGCGAGGCUUGUACACCCUGUGGCAACUACUCAUGCGCAAGAGAUUCACCACUCUCCCCGAGAUCCUGCAGCUCAAGGUGCAGUACGAUAUGCAGAUGCCACCGGACCACUGGGGCCACGACUAUUAUGGCCAAGAAAUACACGACGUCCCUUUUCAUAAGGUUGGCACAGGACACUACGAGGGAUGGGGCAAAGGGGGCGGUCACCUCCAGCGUCCCGACGAGCUCGUCCCCCUCGAGGCCAUUUUGCGCGGCCUCGAGCUUGACAAGCACCUCCCCCACAUGGUCCUCUGGGGUUACUUCGACUGGAAGACGGGCGAGAACCUGGUCCCUACAGAGGAGGAGAUGUACAUCCCUGAUGAGGAGAAGGCUCUCGAGCACAUGGACACGACUCACCAUUGGAAGAAGCGGCACGUCAUGAAGAAACGCUGGGCCAAGCUCACCGAGGAGGAGCGGCAAGCCCUCAUCGAAGAGGACGCGGACGAGAACCUGCGGGCUCAGGCCUGGAUGGACGAGGAUGCCGACUCCGACUCCGACGAGGGUGCCCCGUAUAACCCCAAUGACGAGAUUGCCCGCGGUUACGUGAUGCCGCCGUGCCCGGCAGACCGCGAGUCGACGGUCCCUCCGGUCAGUGAUAAGGAGGGAUGGCAGAGCUUUAUCGGUACCGCUCUUAUUGGAAUGGCUCCUGAGCUCGAUGAGGACGAGGUUCUGUGUGCUCAGGCCUGGCAGGAAUAUGGGGAUGAUCAAUUUGAGGAUAGCUUUGACUGGGAUGAGUGGCUUGAAGAAAGGGAGAACCAGAGAGCCACGGCCCUCGCCGUGGAAGGCGCAAAUGCAGCUGCGGAAGACGACGAUGAUGAGGACGACGACAACGAGGAAGACGAAAAUGCAGUUACGGACGAAGACGAUGAUGAUGAUAACGACGACGACGAUAGCGAGGAUGAGGACGCUGCCAUGGAGGACCUCUAA